Parascedosporium putredinis is the source of this 819-nucleotide messenger RNA. Lineage: Eukaryota; Fungi; Ascomycota; Sordariomycetes; Microascales; Microascaceae. The record is from the annotation of a GenBank genome assembly.
AUGGGCUUAGAACGGUUCCAGGAAGCCGGAUGGGAGCCCAAGGGGUGCGGCGCGGGACCGGGCCAGGCGGGCAACGGGUCGCUGAUGCGGUGUCUGCCCACGGGCCUGUUUGAGAGCGACGAGGACAAGAUUGUGCGGGACUCGAUGGGCAUCUCGGCCCUAACCCACGACGACGAGCGGUGCACCGUCAGCUGCGCCGUGUACAACCUCAUGGUGAAAGCGCUGGUCGAGGGCCGGUCCGCCGAAGAAGCCAUCGAGGCGGGUGUCGCGGCCGCGCGCCGACUCGAAGGCGACCGACCCAGCGGCGUGGCCGACGCCAUCGAGCUGGGCCGACGGGUAUCGCUGGCGGAGCUGGCGGAGCGAGGCCCGCGCGAGUUUGCGGGCAAAGCGUCGGGCUACGUGCUCGAGUCGCUCGCCAUCGCGGUGGCGGCGCUGCGGGACGGACGGGCCCUCGAAGACGUGCUCGUCGACGUGGUCCGCAUCGGCAAGGACACGGAUACCAACGCCGCCAUCGCGGGGGCUCGUGGGGGCCCGCGACGGGCUGGCGGCCGUGCCGGAGCGUUCGGCGACGACUUUUGCGAGACGGCGGCCCUGAUCGACUUGUCCAUGGCGGCGGCGGCGCGGCGCGCCCUCUACGACGACGAGCAUGGCUACGGGCACGGCAAUGGGUAUACGCAUGGGAACGGCCGCGCUUCGGGCAAUGGGUAUAGCAAUGGCUAUGAUCACGGCAACGGUUACGGCAAUGGCUAUGCUAAUGAUAAUGGCUACGUUCAUGGGAACCGCCAUCGCAGCGGCGACGUGGCGCAGAUGCAUGUGUGA